Molecule: messenger RNA, 2085 nt
Organism: Prorocentrum cordatum
Lineage: Eukaryota; Dinophyceae; Prorocentrales; Prorocentraceae
Source: the annotation of a GenBank genome assembly
AUGGCUAUCGACGUUGCCUUGGACAUGGAGGCGCCGGCCUACGACGCUACUCUUCUUGUUGGAGGCGUGUCCUAUGACUUUCGCAAGUGCUUCGACCUGAUCCCCGUCGAAACGAUGCUGGAGGUGCUCCGGUUGCGAGGUGCAUCGGACCGGAUGCUGAGACCACUUCGCGCCAUGUACGCCGGUUUGCACUGGGUGUUCAGACUAGGAGGAGCGCUAUCCGAGUGGUGGAGGUCUUACGGCCACAUCAUCCAGGGGGACCCGCUGUCCAUGAUCGGCCUCGUGGCAAUGGUGAACUGCAUCCUCGAGAUGUCCGAGAAGCACGUGCCGCGGGCCGCAGUACGAUCGUACGCGGACGACAUCAGUGCCACGUCCACAGGGCGCACCCAGGACAGCGUGGCGGAUGGUGUGAGACGGGUGCACAGGAUCGUGAAAAUGUACGAAAUCAACGGCAAGAAGACCUUCACCGCCACGGAGCUCGAGACGCGGCGCCUGGACGAACGGAAGGGGACCAUCGCCAGAGUGCGCAGCGUGCCCUACCACUGGAGGCGCCGAUCUUUCAUGCUUCUUGCAGCGCAAUCCCAAGCGACUUUUGGACAGGGCACUCACAAAUUGGGAUUGGAGGUGGCAGGACUCAAGAAGAUUCGCACGGCCAUCAUGAAAAGCCUCUGGAAGACAGAUUCGUACUCUUGCAGUCCAGCACUCACCUUCUGCAUCUUGGCGCCGCCGCAGCUGGACCCUGAAUUCGGGUAUCACUACGAGGCCCUGCGCACCAUGCACCGGGCGCUGCAGCACCCAGGCAUUCGCGCGAAGGUCAUGGAGAUGUACCCGAAGGCAGCCGUGGCCGCGCGGCCCGGCCCUGUCAUGCGGCUGCGAUGCCUCAGCAGACUCGCGGUGUACGGGGACGCCGUCAAGCAGCUUGUCGCCGGGGUCGACAACAAGGGGGAGUGGGAGCAUAACCUGCGGGAGGCAUGGCGCAGUGAACUUUCACGUCGUCUUGUGCGAGACCGAGCGCAGCACUACGCAGGAGCCAGCCAUGUCGACAGGGAGCGCACGAUGGCCCUGUACAACCGACUGCAGCGGCGGGCAAACGAGGAGGAGGAGGAAGAGGACGGAGGCCAGGGCGAGAGCGCACAGACUGGCGCCGCAAGUGCUCUCGAUGCACGCAAGAAGCUUGGAGUUUUGCGGCUAAUUCUGGCCGGCGGACUCAUGACCGCCGAGCGGAACGCCAGGCACCGUGGAGACGGCAGCCACUCGAAGUGCAGGUGCGGUGCGGAGGAGGAUGUCAUGCACGUUUCCUGGCACUGCGGAGACUACGUGGACCUGCGGCGCGCGGCCUUGAGGGUGCUCCCGCGGGACAUCAUGCAGGCGCCCAUGUGCGUGCGGUACGCAGCUGUCAUUCCGCAGUCAUCAUCCCUCACGGUCGCGCAGGUGAGCGCCAAGCAGAGCAUGCCCAUCGACAUCUGGACUCAACACGUCCAGCGGUAUCAUGCCGGAGACAGGUUUGCAGAGGGCCCACAGGGAGUGCCGCGCAGUUUGACGCUCGAGAACGGCCACGCCCUCGCCGCGAGGAAGGACGCACAGGGCGUGUGGUGCAGGAAAUGCGGGAAGUACGUGCAACGACUGCAGCAUGUCCGGCUGAAAAUCACGAGUGCACCAUGCACAGCAGCCGAUCUGCCGGAGGAGCGGUGGCUGCAGACAAAGGGACACCGGCAGUCCACGACCCGUUUGGAUAAGUUAGAGCGGCAGUUGCACGAGAAUUACAAUUCGGGGGGCCACACCUUGACAUGGAACCGGCAAACAGGCCAGGUCAAGGGAGCCCUGGACGAGGGGCGCAUCCAGUGCACCGUCUGUGGCCGAGCGUGGCGGUGGCAGCACCGCACCAACAACCUGCCGAGAACGACGCGCAGCCAGCCGGCGGACGCAGCGGCGCCACCGGAGGCGCCCGCGCAGGGCCCGGCUUCGCCGUGUACUCUGCCCUCGCUGUCAUUGCUGGCUGUCAUGCCCGAUGCGGUACAUGCUGGGCGCUGGUGUAUUCUUGGGCACAUUGAUACUGGAUGGCAAUGGGUGCGGCCCCUAUGCUGA